CCAGGUGGCAGGCCCUGUUUUACAAGGCGCAGCUCUCGCCUCCACCCAAAGCGUAAAGUAAAGAGAGAGUCAUGAGCUGAGAGGACAAGACCUUGAAAGGAAUUCGCACAUACGUUUACCACGGAAUCUACUCAACUCUCGUGCCACAGUGGUUGUUUUUCCUUCCAUGGCAUUUUACCAGGACGAUAGCCAGGAAGACGCACAAGAGUGUCCAGUGUGUUAUGAGGGCCUGUCGGGUGCUGAGAGGACUCUGAGCUGCGGGCAUGUUUUCUGCCACGACUGUCUGGUCAAAACGUUGGUCAGCAUCAACAGUGAUGGAAAAAUCAGAGACACAAUUGCUUGUCCUAUAUGCCGACAUCUCACAUUCAUCAAGAAACAGAAGGAAGCGCUGCUGUCCCUCGCGCCGGACAAGGAUCCAGAUGAAGGGCAGACGUUGGAGGUACCUCUCCCUCUGCCGCUUGGACAGCUCCAGAGCGCACGGCGCGCCUCCGAGAACACUUUGCCCAGGGGGUUUACCUGGGUGGCACCCUGCCUCAGGUGGGUGUCUGAGCGAGUCCGUCGACAAAGGCUGAUCAGACCCAGCCAUAAAGCGUCUCAGAUCUUUAUCAUCAGCGCUCAAGGGCGACCCAUGGUUGAGGAAGAUGCGCACAGCGUUGUGAUGACUGUGGUUCAGCAGCAGCGCAGGAGAAGACGCAGGAUUUGCACAACUGCACGGUGCCUGUUUGUUUUAUUGUCAGCCUUUACUAUACUCGCACUUGUAGCAGCAACCUUACCCUGGAUUUUGUUGGCAUAGCCCAGUGAUAUGGAUGUUUGGAUUAUGAAGUGUUAAAAAUGGAAUGACUGACAUUUAUGGAAAACAUCUUGUGAUCCAAGGAAAAACUUCAUCAAGCACUUUUGCAAUAAAUAUUUGAAGCAGUUUUUUUGUCCUGACGUACAAAACAUGUUUGGUGGAGUUUAAAGAAUGGUAAAUGAAAAUGUACAUUUGGGCUCGCUUGUCUGGCAGGCUGUAUGAUUACAUUGGUAUUUCCUUAUCUGAUUUAAAGGUAAAGUCAGGAAGUGAAUAGACAUGCCUGUGACAUUUAUGUGCAUCACCAGGCAACA
Messenger RNA from Labrus mixtus (cuckoo wrasse), 1101 nucleotides. Its product is annotated as RING finger protein 222. Lineage: Eukaryota; Metazoa; Chordata; Actinopteri; Labriformes; Labridae. Bases 167 to 793 code for a protein of 208 amino acids. The transcript has a single exon. The record is from RefSeq and is a predicted model, not a curated record.